This is a messenger RNA of Adineta ricciae, 357 nucleotides long. The record is from the annotation of a GenBank genome assembly. Lineage: Eukaryota; Metazoa; Rotifera; Eurotatoria; Adinetida; Adinetidae.
AUGGUUACACUUUCAUCUUCUUUGGAACUUUCGUCCAGACGUAGGCGAGAUCGAGCUCAUCUACGAUUUAUUCAAGAUAAACUAGUCAAUGAAGAACGUGACAGUGGAUGGCAGGUUUCGAGAUGUACAGAUGUAAUUACUUGUCCAUCCAAAAGUCUCCAUCACGUUCUACUAUAUCAUCCAUUUCGCGCAGUAUCGAACAAAUCCAUGGUACCUAUACAAGAUAAUGAAAGAAUCAUUGCCUAUCAUGUAACUACCAAUGAUCAAGCAGUUAAUAUUGCUCAAAACGGUUUUCCUGUCGAUCAACGUAGAAAAGUAUCUGAUCACAUUCGUUUUACACGCAUUGUGGAGAAAUAG